GAGGCGGGCGGAGAGCAGCGGCCAAUCACCGCCCUCUCUGGAGGCUCCAACCUAUGGGAAGGAGGUUGACAUCACGCGCCAAUCGGCAUGGCUCUUAGAGAGAGCGGCUCACUUUUGAAUUGCGGUGGCUGCCACCGGCGAGGAAUGGCGGGGACCGGGAGACGAGUCGGCGCUUGAAGCGGUGGAACGUCCUGGGCGUCUUUUAAGAGCGCCAACGUAGAAAAGUACAAACAAUGGCUGACAAUGCUGGAUCAACGUCCUCUACUGAGAGGACGAGCUUGGCCGACUCUUCCAUCUUUGAUUCUAAGGUUACCGAAACUUCGAAGGAAAACUUGUUUAUUGGCUCUACUUCAUAUGUUGAAGAAGAAAUGCCUCAAAUUGAAACAAGAGUGAUAUUGGUUCAAGAGGCUGGAAAACAAGAAGAACUUAUAAAAGCCUUAAAGAGUGUUAAAAUAAUGGAAGUCCCUGUUAUAAAGAUAAGAGAAAGUUGUCCUGGAAAAUCGGAUGAAAAAUUAAUAAAAAGUAUUGUUAAUAUGGAAAUUAAAGUGCCCUUUGUAAAGAUGGCAUCAGUGGAAGAAUUUGAAAGUUUGGAUUCUCCAGAAUUUGAAAAUGUGUUCAUCGUCAUGAACUUCCAGGAUGCUGUCUUUAAUGAGUUAUACAAGAAUGAUUGUAGAGUUAUUGGACCACCAGUUGUAUUAAACUGUGCACAGAAAGGCGAGCCCUUGCCAUUUUCAUGUCGCCCACUCUAUUGUACAAGCAUGAUGAAUCUCACACUUUGCUUUACUGGAUUCAGGAAGAAAGAAGAACUAGUCAGAUUAGUGACAUUGGUCCAUCACAUGGGUGGAGUUAUUCGAAAAGAUUGCAAUUCAAAAGUUACACAUUUGGUGGCAAAUUGUACGCAAGGUGAAAAAUUCAGGAUUGCUGUGAGCUUGGGUACUCCAAUUAUGAAGCCAGAAUGGAUUUAUAAGGCUUGGGAAAGGCGGAAUGAACAGGAUUUUUGUGCAUCAGUUGAUGACUUUAGAAAUGAUUUUAAAGUUCCUCCAUUUCAAGAUUGCAUUUUAAGUUUCCUGGGAUUUUCAGAUGAAGAGAAAACCAAUAUGGAAGAAAUGACUGAAAUGCAAGGAGGUAACUAUUUACCAGUUGGAGAUGAAAGAUGCACUCACCUUGUAGUUGAAGAGAAUAUAGUAAAAGAACUUCCAUUUGAACCUUCGAAGAAGCUUUAUGUUGUGAAGCAAGAGUGGUUCUGGGGAAGCAUUCAAAUGGAUGCCCGAGCUGGAGAAACUAUGUAUUUAUAUGAAAAGGCUAAUACACCUGAGCUCAAGAAAUCAGUGUCACUGCUUUCUCUAAAUACCCCAAACAGCAAUCGCAAAAGACGUCGUUUAAAAGAGACACUUGCUCAGCUUUCGAGAGAGACAGACAUGUCACCUUUCCCUCCCCGUAAGCGCCCAUCUGCUGAACAUUCCCUUUCUAUAGGAUCACUCCUAGAUAUCUCCAAUACACCAGAGUCUAGCAUUAACUAUGGAGAAACCCCAAAGUCCUGUACUAAGUCUUCUAAAAAUUCCACUCCAGUUCCCUCAAAGCAGUCAGCCAGGUGGCAAGUUGCAAAAGAGCUCUAUCAGACUGAAAGUAAUUAUGUAAAUAUAUUGGCCACAAUCAUUCAGCUGUUUCAAGUACCACUGGAAGAGGAAGGACAGCGUGGUGGGCCCAUCCUUGCACCAGAAGAGAUUAAGACUAUUUUUGGUAGUAUCCCAGAUAUCUUUGAUGUGCACACAAAGAUAAAGGAUGAUCUUGAAGACCUUAUUGUUAAUUGGGAUGAGAGCAAAAGCAUCGGUGACAUCUUUCUUAAAUAUUCAAAAGAUUUGGUAAAAACCUAUCCUCCCUUUGUAAACUUCUUUGAAAUGAGCAAGGAAACAAUUAUUAAAUGUGAAAAACAGAAACCAAGAUUUCAUGCUUUUCUGAAGAUAAACCAAGCUAAACCAGAAUGUGGACGGCAGAGCCUUGUCGAACUUCUCAUCAGACCAGUACAGAGGUUACCCAGUGUUGCAUUACUUUUAAAUGAUCUCAAGAAGCAUACAGCUGAAGAAAAUCCUGACAAAAGCACUCUAGAAAAAGCUAUAGGAUCACUAAAGGAAGUAAUGACGCAUAUUAAUGAAGAUAAGAGAAAAACUGAAGCUCAAAAGCAAAUCUUUGAUGUUGUUUAUGAAGUAGAUGGAUGCCCAGCUAAUCUUUUAUCGUCUCACCGAAGCUUAGUCCAACGAGUUGAAACCAUUUCUCUAGGUGAGCACCCCUGUGACAGAGGAGAACAAGUAACUCUCUUCCUCUUCAAUGACUGCCUGGAGAUAGCAAGAAAACGGCACAAGGUUAUUGGCACUUUUAGGAGUCCUCAUGGCCAUACCCGUCCCCCAGCUUCUCUGAAGCACAUUCAUCUAAUGCCUCUUUCUCAAAUUAAGAAGGUGCUGGACAUAAGAGAAACUGAAGAUUGCCAUAAUGCUUUUGCCUUGCUUGUAAGGCCACCAACAGAGCAGGCAAAUGUGCUACUCAGUUUCCAGAUGACAUCAGAGGAACUUCCAAAAGAAAACUGGCUAAAGAUGCUGUGUCGACAUGUAGCCAACACCAUUUGUAAAGCAGAUGCUGAGAAUCUUAUGUACACUGCUGAUCCAGAAUCCUUUGAAGUAAAUACAAAAGAUAUGGACAGUACAUUGAGUAGAGCCUCUAGAGCGAUAAAAAAGACUUCAAAAAAGGUUACAAGAGCAUUCUCUUUCUCCAAAACUCCAAAAAGAGCUCUACGAAGGGCUCUCAUGGCAUCUCAAAGCUCAGUGGAGGGAAGAAGUCCUUCCAGCAAUGAGAAGCAUGUAAUGAGUCGUCUGUCUAGCACAUCAUCAUUAGCUGGUAUCCCAUCUCCCUCCCUUGUCAGCCUUCCUUCCUUUUUUGAAAGGAGAAGUCAUACUUUAAGUAGAUCUACAACUCAUUUGAUAUGAAGCUUAAAAAAAUCUUAAUUUAUAGAAGCUUAUAAACACCUUAUACUAAAUAAGAAACUGACUUAAAUGGUACUUAUCAUUAGCACUUGGUGAAAGCUGGAAAGAAGGUAGAUAACACUAAGCUAUGCGAUUUGAUUGUCUUUUUGAAAGAAGUUAACCUGUUACAGUUUUGCAGUUAAUCCAUGUAAAAAAUUGUACUGAUUUUGAUGUAAUUUUUCUGUCUUCUUGAAUCCUUCAUUGGACCAAUAAUUUAAGUUAUUCAUGAUGUCAGUAACUUUGCAACCUGAUAGAGUAAAUAAAUUUUAUUGGUGGAUGCCAAAUACCUCUGUGAAUCUCUUUGUAUAAUGUCCAUGAAUGAAUUUUUGGGAAUACAUAUUUGUGUAUCUCAGUUUGUGCAGAAAUUAAGUGAUAGCAUAGUAUGUACUGAUUAAAUAGUGGAGUCUUAUUUCACAUGUGCUGUUUGAAGUAGUUACUUAGCUGCUCCAUUUGCAGUUUGUUUUAUUCUCAAGUGUUUUCACGAUCUAGUGUACAGAUUUAAAAAGAUUAGCCCUUAAGAAGAAUAACAUUUAAAGGAUAUUGUUCCAACAUACUUUUGAAAAUUGAAAUAAGGACAGAAAGAUUAAAAAAUAAUGUAUAUUUUUGCACAAACAUGAUAUUGGUGUAUACUUGUAGCUGUUUCAAAGACAAUAUAUUUAUGGUGAUUUUAACCAGUAGCAAAUCUUAAUUUAGUUCAGUAGUGUAUGGAAUUUUAUUUUGAAGGAUAAGACCAUGGGGGAAAUUGUGGUAAAGAUUGUUUAUAUUCUUUAUGAAAUAACUCUAAAGUUGGCAUCAGUUUUACUAACCUGCUGUAAAAUACAUAGAUACGUGUAUGGGCAAGUUUUUAUUGUGGUUUCAUAAUUAAAUGUAAAAUUGGAAUGCAUUUUUUUGCUGUUGUAAAAUAUUUUUCAAGCACUGAUGUUAUUUUUCACAAUUUUUUUUAAAUAGUCGGUAAUGCGAAAGAAUCAAGUUCCUAUGAAUAAAUGCAUUUUUAUUUCCUACCUGUUUAGGGAGUACUGCCAACUUUUAAUGGUCAUUUAACAAUUUCCAAUUAUUUGCCUUAAUAGUUUAACUGACUAGAUUGUUUUCUAUGCCACAUGUGCCACUUUAAAUAGUAGAUGACCCUUUAUUGCUAUAUUUUAAAAGCAGUUGUGUUAGCAAGAACUUUGUAAAUAAAUAGUUAAAACCCAAGUAUAUUUUAUGUUUCAUGUUUUAAAUAGUUCCUUUAGACAAAUUUUCAUAGGCCCGUGUGAAUGCCUGCAUCCAUUUCUGUGCUGUUGUGUAUUUGCUUGCAUAUUUAUGUGCUUAUACCUUCCUGCAUUAAUAUUUUUGAGCAUUACGUGUAUAGUGGGCUAUGUGUAGGAUAGGAGCUUUUAAUCUGUAGUCCACUUUGCAGAAUGGAGGUAGUGAAUCCUAUGAUGGUUACAUAAAAUGUUGUGCUUUUGUGCAUUAUGCAUUUUUAUGGCAGAAAAUAUGGAACUUUUAUUUUAUUGGGGCUGGAGCUGUGAUUCCCUCCAAAAGUGUAGGAUUUCAAGGGAGAGGAAAUGACGUGAGAUAAGGCAUGAAGUUGGAAAUGUAUUAGCUGUGUACUGGCAAAAUAUAGGAAAUGCUUCCAGUUUUUAUAAUUAACUACACCUGCUCUAGUAUCUAGUAUUUUUUGAUAUAUCCCCAUUACCAGUUGAAGACAGCUUGUAUGUAUUUAUCUG
Molecule: messenger RNA, 4720 nt
Organism: Equus quagga
Lineage: Eukaryota; Metazoa; Chordata; Mammalia; Perissodactyla; Equidae
Gene: ECT2
Product: epithelial cell transforming 2
Exons: 25
Coding region: 234-2978 (914 amino acids)
Biological process (GO): nervous system development; intracellular signal transduction; activation of GTPase activity
Cellular component (GO): nucleus; cell cortex
Molecular function (GO): GTPase activator activity; guanyl-nucleotide exchange factor activity
Source: RefSeq, a predicted model, not a curated record